Messenger RNA from Eremothecium gossypii ATCC 10895, 342 nucleotides. RefSeq names its product Tda2p (gene TDA2). The record is from RefSeq and is marked provisional. Lineage: Eukaryota; Fungi; Ascomycota; Saccharomycetes; Saccharomycetales; Saccharomycetaceae. The transcript has a single exon. Bases 1 to 342 code for a protein of 113 amino acids.
AUGGCGCACGUGGACGGCGAAUACAGUGUGCAGCGCGGCGCGUUUGGCGCAGAGGCGCCGCUUACGGAAGAGCGGCUGGUAUCGCUUGUGGAACAGGCGUUCGAGGGGAACGGGCAACUAGGGGAGUGUGUGGAGGACGCGGUCACGCGGCUUGCUGCGGCGUCGUCUCAGCACAAGUUUGUCGUGACGGCCACCGAGAUCCGUGGCGCGGGGGCGGCUGGACAAACGCUACAGUCGCACGCGGGGGCGGCAUGGGACGGCAAGCGUGACGGCGCGCACAGUGUGCGGGUGCAGCGGGCGGGCUCGGAGGUGCUUGUGACGGUGGUGUGGUUGGCGCGUUGA